UUAGCCAACACGGCUGCACUACUCUUGUGGACUUCAACAACUCCCGACGCUGUCUGCGUACUUUCUUUGCGCAACCCGAGUACAUCGUUACCAGCAGCGCGUGCUUUCGAAAAUCCUCCGGCCGAGCGGUGACUCGCUCUUGAUCUGCCCACGUACCUCCCACUAGAGGCAUCACUGGCGCGUGCUAACCCUAUCAAGUUCACCAACGCUAUAUGCUUUGAACCGCAUUGUCUUCAACCGUAGAGCUCGCCAGCUCGAGGCGCGCGACCAGGCUUAAUAGUGCCUGUCCAAAGUCUGCCUUCUAAGGGCAGCUUCCAGCCGCAUUAAGGAUCAAGCGACCAAUGAGCUGGCCACAGCGCAGCCCGCAGAGAGGCCAUGAAGCAGAGCGGCGACUUCACGGAGCUUCGCCGAGUCUUCGAGACGACCAAGCACCGGCGCGGCCAAGUCGACCUUCCGAAACCACCUUUGCGUCCACAAGUUCCACUGGUUCGGAGUCGCGGCCACCUUCCUUUCGAUCCGAAGCAUCCUCCUUUGAAGAGACUCCAGGACGUGGUGGUAGAGACGCCUCGGCUAAGGCUGGAUCUUCCCGUCGUGACCUCGAGGCUUUGCGACCGGCUCCACCCAGCCACCACUUUUCGCCUUAUCCGCCGAGACCUCCAAUCAUUGGUCGCGCUGACCGUAGCGGCGAGACUCGCCCCUUACCAUUGGGGGAACCUGGUGAUCACCACCAAUCGAUAGCGACUUCCUCGCACCCAGGGCGACCCCGCGCGUAUAGCGAUCUCGGCGCUCCAGAUGCCGAUCACUCCCUGCACUAUACCGCUCGUGAGGCUCCAAGGGACGUCUAUGAGAACCAUCAGAGGUCGCUUCAUCAGUCUCAACGCAUUUCUCCGCCCAAUCUCUCCCGUGCUCGCGAGCCUCCCUCUUACUCUGCGGCCCCGACAGGCCCAGAGCGGUACACACCCUCAAGCGACGCGUUCUAUCCGAACCUUCGGCACGGCACAUCAAAUCAAGAUGCACGCUACUCGCCUCCAAGGAGUUCCUUUGCUGGCCCCAGAGCAGGCCCACAGGUAGGCCCCAUUAUGCCACCAAAACCUGCGCAAGCGUCCUCACAGUACGCAGUGAGAAUCUCGCACACCAACUCUCCCAUUUGCAGUAACUGCCAAACGACUGCAACUCCUCUUUGGCGCCGAGACGGCCGAGGUGGUCUGUUGUGUAAGUGCCCUCAUCGUGUGGCUGACACCCAUCAGCUGCUGUGUCUGCCGCUCAUUUUUUUAGCCCUUACUUCUCUCAAAGGCAACGCCUGUGGUCUUUUCGCCCGAGUGAAAGGUCGUUCGAGACCAGUGAGGUGAGUUUGCGUGCGGUCUCUCUAGACCUGAUGCCUUCUGUAGACCUUGCUGACGCGUAGCACCGCUUGUGCUGACGGUGACGGCAGCCUGAAGACAGACGUGAUCAAGCCCCGAGCGCGGCGCAGCAAGCUCCCCGGUGGUGGCCCAAUUUCGGGGGGCGAUGCUGGUCCUUCACGCGUCGGCGUCAAUCCUCCGGUACCUGGUGAUGGGCGGAGUAGUGUAGCCGCGGCGGCUCACUACGAAAG
Messenger RNA from Ceraceosorus guamensis, 1591 nucleotides. RefSeq lists its product as hypothetical. The coding region runs from base 342 to 1349 and encodes 335 amino acids. Gene Ontology annotation, molecular function: sequence-specific DNA binding; zinc ion binding. Gene Ontology annotation, biological process: regulation of DNA-templated transcription. The record is from RefSeq and is a predicted model, not a curated record. The transcript is spliced from 2 exons. Lineage: Eukaryota; Fungi; Basidiomycota; Exobasidiomycetes; Ceraceosorales; Ceraceosoraceae.